ACGCUGUCAGUUUGGCUCUUCGUGAAUUGGCAGUGGUCUCAUUUAGGACCUUCAAAUAUGUGUCUGCCUGGACAGAAUGAGAACAUUUUGCAUGUUCUUGAGAAGACAACCACUCCUUGCUGCCUCACAGUACUCAGUGGUGCAUGACAGUUGCCCUUCAUCGCUGUCUUCUUCGAACUUAACCUUUGACCGCCCACUUUGUUGCCGCGCAACGGUUGGAGCAGGCCAAGAUGUUCGUGAAUGACGGGCAUUGGCCUGCAACGUGCUUGUCAUUAUUUGACUGUCAAAAGUAGCCUGCCAUUGGGCUCCAUCAAGGUUUGAAACCUAUGUGCAGCAGUCCAUAUUACUUAACUUCCAAGACUGUCAACAGGAUGAUCAAAUGUGCAUAGAAAAUAAUAUCCUGGCUGAAAGCAAAAUGUUUUAAUCAAGCAAAGAAACUUCUGAAAGGAUUCUCAGGAUGGCAGGAGCCUUCUUCAAUUCUAGGUACUGCUAAAGCAAUUCCAUUGUAGAAGGGGGAGUAAUACAGCAUGUUAAGCCAGCAAAUAAGAACAAAGAAGAAAAAACUUCUUGAAGAACUUGGGGAGAAUAGACUUCCAUACCUGACACCAGCCGAUGCUGAUUUCCACCAGCUGUGGAAGACAAAGUAUUCCAAGCUGAUUUUCAGGAAAUCUGAUACAGUACCUGCAGAGCUCCAUCAAAUGGUGCAAGAAAGCUUUCUGACCUUGCGAGAACACAACUGUUUCUUUCAAGAUCUUGUAAGGAUCAAAGAGAAGGACUUUCUUACUCCAGUGUCUCGAAUAUUAAUUGGAAACCCAGGAUGCACUUAUAAGUACUUGAACACAAGAUUAUUUACAGUUCCUUGGCCUGCAGAAGGUUAUGAUAUAAAAUAUUGCAGUCCACAAAUGCAUGAUGCUUGUAAAGCAUUAAUGAGACUUAAUGACUAUUUGCAUAUUGAAGCGGUCAAGGCAUUACAAGGACAGAAUUUGUUUGAGACCAAAGAAAUUAAAGAUACUACUGUAAUAGAUAGGGAGCAAAGUUUUGCUACUUCUCUUACGGAAGAAGGGUCUGUUUCUAAAGAUCAGAGCAGUGUUUGUGUACCAGAGGAUGACAGAAGUCUAAAGAACAGAACAUCUUAUAACUUGACUUUAUUGAAUUAUAUGGAUCCACUACAAAUGCUGUACUUGAAACAAGAACCUUACUUUGGAAUGGGGAACAUGGCAGUGAGCUGGCACCAUGAUGAGAGUCUGGUGGAAAGGUCAACAGUGGCUGUGUACAGUUACAGCUGUGAAGAUUCAGCCGUACAAGAAAGCAGUGAGCAAGGAUUGAAGGGAAGAGACCCAGCUGUUUGGCAUGUUGGCUUGAAGGUAGCAUGGGACAUAGAGACACCUGGAUUGGCAGUACCACUUCACCAAGGAGACAUCUACUUGAUGCUUGAAACUCAUUUCAGUAAGGAGAGUUCUCUUACUGGCAUUAUGUUAGAAGCAGUGGCAGAAUGCAAGACAUCUAGAAAAGGGAGCAUGGGAGAGUCCUGCAGCUGGUGGUGGUUCACGUACAGGCACUGGUUGAUAGGACUGGGAGGAUUGGUUGUGAGCACCACUGACUCAUCCACCCUAGCACAAAAGUCAGCUUCUCUUGUAGAUGAUCUCAAUAUGACACAUCAGCACUGUGUUCUGGCUGGUUUAUCACCUCGGUUCAGCUCAACUCACAGGGUGGCAGAUUCUUCAAGAGGAACACUGGAAUACAUACUUGGACAGUGUGAACUGGCACUCCAGAAUUUACAGACAGAUUCUGAUUCAGCAGCUUGGUCUUUGAAAUCACUGGAAGCUGCAGUGGUGAAGCAAGUGGAAGAAAUACAUAAUGAGGUUGAGUUUGAGUGGCUUAGGCAGUUUUGGUUCCAAGGCAAGAGGUAUUUGAAGUGCACUGAUUGGUGGCUUAAGCCUAUGGCUAAACUGGAAGAAUUUUGGAGAAAACUGGAGAUUAUGACAAGUCUGGUCCUCUCUGAAGUUAGAAAAGAGCAGCAAAUUGAGGAACAAAGGAAUGAGACCAUCAGCUGCUUCCUGCUCCUUCUUAAGGAGAGACAAAAGCUGCGUAAAGAAUGGACAGCAAGAUGCCAGUCAGAUGCAGCAGAAAGCUUGCCAGAAGACCAGAAACCAGAAUGCCAUCCCUUCUGGACAGAUGAUGAUGAAUGUAGUAUGCCUCUGCCAUAUGAUCUAGAAGAAGUAAUUGCUUAUCUACAAAAUCUUGUUCAAUGGAUAGAAUAACAAGUGACCUUCCAGCCCAGAAUUAUUGAUGCUGGUCAUCUUGGGAGAAGCUUUGUCAUUAUCAUAAAUCUUUUCAGCUUUAUGAUUCCUUUAUCAUAUGUUAUUUUAUGUGUCAAUGCAGAUUUUACCAGUCUUUACACAGUAGUUUCAUUACUGUCUCAUAAUAAAAAAGACGAGCCCCCAGA
This is a messenger RNA of Cyanistes caeruleus (blue tit), 2446 nucleotides long. RefSeq names its product FTO alpha-ketoglutarate dependent dioxygenase (gene FTO). Gene Ontology annotation, molecular function: mRNA N6-methyladenosine dioxygenase activity; ferrous iron binding; broad specificity oxidative DNA demethylase activity. Lineage: Eukaryota; Metazoa; Chordata; Aves; Passeriformes; Paridae. Gene Ontology annotation, biological process: DNA alkylation repair; RNA repair; regulation of multicellular organism growth. The record is from RefSeq and is a predicted model, not a curated record.